Pocillopora damicornis (cauliflower coral) is the source of this 4160-nucleotide messenger RNA. RefSeq names its product octopamine receptor beta-1R-like. Gene Ontology annotation, cellular component: plasma membrane. NCBI's taxonomy places the organism in Eukaryota, Metazoa, Cnidaria, Anthozoa, Scleractinia, Pocilloporidae. The record is from RefSeq and is a predicted model, not a curated record. Gene Ontology annotation, molecular function: G protein-coupled receptor activity. Gene Ontology annotation, biological process: positive regulation of MAPK cascade; adenylate cyclase-activating adrenergic receptor signaling pathway.
AAAAAAAGGGGAACUCUUGCCUCUGACGAGCUGAAACGAUCUCCGAACUACAAGUGAACGUAAGUUGAUGGUAACCGAUAAAAAAACAUCAGCAUCAUUUUAAAGUCACGAAAAUCCAUUUUCAUCUAAAAGCCGACAGGAUAUUGACCACAAAGAGAAAAAGAAAAUAUCCAGCUCUUUGGCAUUAAAGUGUCACUGGUUAGAAACCAAAUCAUGAAUUUGAACAACAGCACGGCCAUAAUGGUAGCUGCCAAUACAGGUAGCUCGCCGGCGAUUUUGUCGCACAAUUUCUACCUUGUUACAGCAACUGUGCUUAUACUUGUCGUCAUUGCCGCCAUCAUUGGAAACAUAUUGGUGUGCGUGGCUAUUCUGGUCAAUAACCAGCUGCGUUCAUCACCCACAAUGGUUUUCAUUUUUGCCUUGGCCGUGAGUGAUUUGUUGACUGCGUGUCUCUCAAUGCCUUUUGAUGUCGACCAGCAACUCACUAACUUCAAAUGGACCUAUAGCGAGGGGCUCUGUCAAGCAUGGACAACUGCGUACCUUACCACCGUGCCCUCGUCUAUUUGGAACCUUUUGGCGGUAAGCGUUGACCGGUACAAGAGCCUUAAGGACCCUUUGAGCCGCUACAGGCAAAGCCCCUUUAUGACGCGUAAGCGAGCGGCUCAAGUUGUUGUGCUCCUGUGGAUUUACUCAGCAGUCUUCGCUCUAAUACCUGUCAUGGGAUGGAAGUACCACUCUGUAAGCGUCAGAAAUAACUCGUGUUACUUCAACAUAACAAUAACCUACUCCAUACUGAGCUCAUUCAUAAACUUCAUCUUCCCACUUCUGGUCAUGUGCUUUUUGUAUUACAAAAUAUUUAUGAUAGCUCGAAACAUAAACAGCGACACAUUUUCCCAACUCAACGGUCGCUCAUGGGGAAGAUUAUCCAACGAAGCUACUUCAACAGAAGAUGUUUGUAAAAUCACCAGGCGCACCAAGCGAUGUGACAAGAGAUUCAAACAGAACAUUAAAGCUGCUAAAAACAUCUUGAUCAUAGUUGCCGCAUUUUUCCUUUGUUGGAUGCCUCACACGCUUCUUAGCUUGACCUUCAUUUUCCACGGGAAAGAGUUGGCACACAGAAUUCCCAUGGAACUGUUCACAGUAUUCUUGCUCCUGGGAUAUUUGAACUCCGCUCUAAACCCACCUCUGUAUACAUUCCACAACAAGCGGUUUAAAGAAACCUACAUAAAAUGCCUCGGGCUCAAGAGACAAAAGACUCCGCCUUUAAAUCGAUUCUCGAACGUCACGGCCUUGAGCAACAUCGACUCGAACCAUUCGGGGUCUCCGACGCCAAAUACAGACAAUGAAAACAAUAUGGAAGAACAUAUUCACAUGGAUGAAAACAGUUUCGUAAAUCUUCGUUGUCCUAUCCGUCAAGUCAAGAUGAAUUUCUCGGUAACAAAUCACUCUGCUACGCCAGUAGUGUUAUUGUGGAGUCCUGGCUUUAAGUAUUUCAGUGUGACACUUUAUGUUGUUAUAAUCACCGUGGCAUUCACUGGAAAUCUGUUGGCUUGUCUCGCAUUUAUCUUGAGUGCAAUCGUUCGCAUCUCACCGACGAAUCAUUUCAUAUUUUCGCUAGCUGUAAGUGAUUUGCUUACCGCGUGCUUCGCAAUGCCCUUCGAUCUGGAACAGCUUUUAACCAAUAAUACUUGGUACCACGGAGAGCUCCUCUGCCAGAUAUGGACCACAGCGUACCUCCUCACUGUGCCCUCGUCUAUUUGGAACCUUUUGGCUGUGAGCGUGGACCGCUACAAGAGCCUCAAGGACCCGCUGAACCGUUUUCGCCAGACUCCAUUCAUGAGCCGUAAGCGCGCAGCUCUGGUGAUCCUAUGGCUGUGGAUUUAUUCAGGGCUUUUUGCGCUUGCACCAGUCUUAGGCUGGAAACGGGUUCCUCAAAGCCUAACUGCGGUCGGUUUUUGUGACUUCAACAUAACUACAGAAUAUUCUUUGUUGAGCUCCUCCGUGAAUUUCAUCUUGCCAACCGUGUUUAUGUGCGGGCUGUACUGGCGAAUCUACAAAAUUGCGAGUGGUCUUAGCAAACAGGAGGUGCUAGAUCCUUUGCAGAAUUCACCUGACAUUGGAAGAAAGUCGGCCAAGAGCCUGAAACGGCGGAUAACGACAACAAAGAAUAUCCUGAUCCUUGCCUGUGCAUUUUUCUUCUGUUGGAUGCCGCAUACUGUUCUCAGCAUCGUCGCGACAAUCAUGCUCAUGGCAUGUCAGUCAUGUAUACUAGCCAUCCCCAGAGAACUGUACAUUGUCUUUCUUAUGCUAGGAUACUCAAGCUCAGCUUUGAAUCCUUAUCUUUAUGCGUUAAGGAAUAAGCAGUUUAGGAACGCCUUAUCCAGGCUUGCUCCCGCGUUCCGUUGCAAGGUUACUCCGCGGAUACCUUCAACUCUUACAACCGGAAACCAAAAGUGCAGAAAGUUACUGGGUAACAACAGUACAGGACAGAGCACACUAACCCGAACCACCACUUUGUAAACUGGGCUGCCUGUGCUGAGUUUAGAUUUAACCAUUUUCUCGGUAAUUGUUUUGUUCUAAAGCUGCCUGCUAAGGUUUUAGUCUUCCUUUGUGUAAAAAGUAGUGAUUCCUAAGAACCGGGAGUGCGAAAUCCCAAUAUAUCAUAAAUGAAAGAGGUAUUAUUCGAAAAAUUGUACCCUUAUUGUAAUUAAGUAACAUUCAAAGAGCGUCAACUCUGUGGAAUUCACGAGCGCUUCAUAUAAUUUAUGGAAACAAUACUAUAUACAAUCAUUUCAAACUAUUAUCUCGGGCAACUUACAGAAUGGAUGUAUCUUUAAAAACUGAAAAUAUAACCCUAAAAAAAAUGGCAAACACUCAUUACUCAAUCACUUUAGUGACGUCCACGGUAUUUCAGUUUGAACGUCACGUAAAGAUAUUCAGGGCUGGGUUGUUCGUGACCCGAUAAACAUAAAUCCAGGCCUGAAUCAACAUCGUGAGGAAAAUGAUUAAACGUUUCAUUUUAUCUACAAAACCACGAUGGACAACAAUAUUUUUAUGACAUCAACCCCAAGAUGACUACGUAUACAAAACCCAUAGGUUGCCAUGACAAUCAAACCAGUAUUAGAGCGAAUCUUGCUUCGAACGACACGGUCAAGGAGAAAGAGAUCAACGGAAUACUUGGAAAGUGGAAUUUUUUUUUUUUUAGGAGGAAAAAUUUGAAAGGUGUGUUUUACGCUAAUUUUUCCUUUUAGGUUCAGUACUAUCUACUGUGUAAUUUAUUAUGUUAAAAACCACUCAGCACUGUCCUAUUUUUAGUGAAUCAAGGAGAAAGUUUAUAAACAAACGCUGAGAGUUGAAUAAUUGUUGUCGCUUUGAAAUGACACCAAAUCCACAGAAGACAAUAUUGUCAUAGAAACAAAAAUUAAUGGUGAAAGCGCUCAUAAAUCAAAUGUUAGAAAUUGAACAAGCUUUGAUGACCAUUGGGAGAGAGAUUGCAAAGCAAUUUCAUUCUAAAAGCAAAAAUCAAAACACAUUAAAAUAUUUUGAAAGUUUUGUAUAAAUGUCGCGCACAAAAGCUUUCCCAACGAUUCUUCAAAUUAUCCCAUCGUUUCGUUUCAUAUAAAUUAUGCAAUAUGAAACUUUGCAUAGAUAAAACGAAAGCGGUUUCUGUUUAACUUUGUUUGAUAUUUGGAGUCAGAAGUCUUUUUGGAUAAGCUUGAGUGUUUUUCCUUCAGCCAUCUAAAAAUUGCUUUAAUAGCAUGUUAUAGCUGUCGAGAUAAUCUCACUAGUAAAUAUUUCUGCUUAGGUCGUAGAUGAAAGAUGUCAGUCAAAAUUAGAGAGAUGAUGCGUAAAUAAUUCUAGAGUAGUGACCUUUGAACUGCUGUAGCUUUGACAACAAACUAGUAACAGCUUAAUUCCCAACUAUGGCUGUAUCGUGAGGAAAAUAUGUUACAUAUUGAAGUUACAUUCACUAUAUUUCCUAGACUUGACAUUACCCACCGUCCAAGAUCCGAAGAAAAUUCAUCAAACAAUGGCAAUAUAGCUUAGCAAUCUUAAAACUGUUUAGUGAAAAAGAAAAAAAAUGUAAUAUCAGUUGCACUCCUGGCGCCAGUUAAUGGCAACGGUCGUAAUAAAAGCUGAUGUUGGCCUUCUGUUGAUAA